AUGCUCUCCUAUGUCUUUACAACCGCAUCGAGUUAUUUUCACCUUCCUGUGGACGAAGAGGAGGAUAAAGAUAUCCUUUCUUGGGAGCGGAAAUACAUUACUUGGACGGCAGAACCUUCACCAGCCUCUUCUACGUCACCUUCGACACUACCUGUCUUUACGAUAAGGCCAGAAUCUGAAUUAGACGCCGACUCUGACAUAAACGAGACGGUGCACGAAGUUCUUUCCAAUGAUGAUCUGUAUUUGAUCCUGGGUGUUUCGAGGACCAUUUCUCUCGAUAAAAUAACCCUCCGGAAAGCUUAUCUUUCCAGGAGUCGGGCAUGUCAUCCUGACAAAUUCCCCAUCAAUAAUACCUCGGCAACAUUGGCCUUUCAGAAGGUGGCCAUAGCAUACAAUGUUCUCAGUAACCCCUCCUCAAAACGUAUGUACGAUAGCCGUUCUCCUUCGUCUAAUUACGACGUCUUCGCCGUGCGGCCCAGCGGUUUUGCAGAUGAAACCUUUCGAGGGGUAGUCAUCAGCGCGUUCAAUGAUUUUUUAGAUGGAGACAUGGAGGUUAUCAAGACAUUCCUGAGAGCUGUCAGUGACAUAAAUCCCUCAUUGUGUCUUGGAGAAGAUGGAAUAAAUUCCGUAUUAUUAGCUCUUCAAAGUAUCCGUGAGCGAGCUCUGUCAUGUCGAACGUGCCUCUUAGCCCUCCAUAGCCAAUUUCAUCGACUCCUCGAAACGAAACAUGAACUACAACAGCUCUCUUAUUUCGAUCUUUUCGGUCGCUCCAGGCUAACCGUCCAACUCACCCGAAUCACUCUCAGUAUUCCUAUCGUGGUCGAGACCGCCCUUUUGGAACAAAAAGCCUUGUAUGGAACAGGCCCUCCUGACGCUAGUGAAAGUGUGGCAUUAUUGCCUCGGCACGUCACAGGACUUAUUAGAACCAUCGACGUUGGACUACAAAGGCUCGAGCGCAUCCUCAAAUAG
Molecule: messenger RNA, 969 nt
Organism: Marasmius oreades (fairy-ring Marasmius)
Lineage: Eukaryota; Fungi; Basidiomycota; Agaricomycetes; Agaricales; Marasmiaceae
Exons: 5
Coding region: 1-969 (322 amino acids)
Cellular component (GO): nucleus; cytoplasm
Molecular function (GO): heat shock protein binding
Source: RefSeq, a predicted model, not a curated record